AUGAACAUUCUUCAUCAUAAGAGUUGGCACGUGCGGACAAAGGAAAAUAUCCGGAGGGUACGCAAAGAUGAAGCAAAAGCGGCUGAAGAUGAACGACGAGAACUCGAGCGGCAACUUAAUGUUCAAAAUGAGCGACGACUAUCAGCAUUGAGAAAUCAGGCUCAAGAAAGGAUGGACAAUUUUUAUGGUUCUAAAAGUGGCACUACGGAUACACCGGAUGAACCCUCUUCAAGCACACACAUCAAUUUCUUCGAAGAUUUAGAACGAGAAGAAAGGAAAAAUCUUGGAUCUGGAAAUGACGAUUACAAGAAGGAUAAAGAAAAGGAAAAAGAAGAAUGGGAAACAAAAAUGGGAAUUCUCGUCAAACUUGCUCAGGACACAAAUGAACUAUCAAAAAAGAAGGAAUGGUACGAAACACUUCCACGUCGGAAAACGACUUUAUCAAAACCAGAGAGGCUUGUUUAUCCGACGUCAUCGGAGAAGUCAGCUUCGCAAUGUUUGCCGGAAGAAAAAGCUCCCAAGCGAAAAAGAGAGAAAAGCGAGAAGAAGGACAAGAAAAAAAAGAAAAAGAAAAAGCGCGCAAAACAUGCCGAUUCCGAUGAAUCCGAUCGCGAAGAGAAAAGAGACGAGAAGGACUCGAAAAGUUCAAAAUUAGCCGAAUUACGAGAAGAAAGAUUAAGGCGAGAACGUGAAGAAAAAGAGCGAAGCUGGAGAGUGAUGCAUCCGGAGCUAGCCAAACAGCAAGACAAGGAAAAGGAACGACAAAAGCCAAAAUAUAAUUCCGGUUUUAAUCCCCAUCUUUCUAGAAAA
This is a messenger RNA of Mesorhabditis belari, 810 nucleotides long. The record is from the annotation of a GenBank genome assembly. NCBI's taxonomy places the organism in Eukaryota, Metazoa, Nematoda, Chromadorea, Rhabditida, Rhabditidae.